AUUUUAUGUAUCUAAUAAGUUCAUGCAAAAAUGAAUUCAGACAUGCUCCAUUCCUGCUUACGGCCACAAUUUUGGUAAGGGCGACCUCAAAUAUGUUAUGUUUGAGUUUCUCCAAUAUCUGGAGAAUUAUCAGGUUCAAAGAGCUAACGAAAUUAAUAAAUGAUUUAUCGACUCAAGACACCAUUCUGAGGAAAUCGUAUUGUCGGAUCGAUUACGACUCAAACUCCAAAAAGAUUUGUAUUUACGUCUGGUCAACGUUUUUAAUAAUGACGUAUUUUAUGACUUGGGACGCAUGCCUUACUUACCGGACCUUCGGUUUCCGGCUAGAGUGGUUCAUUUGGCUGUUUCCAAUGUUCGUACAGGUGAUGGAUACCACGAUACUGGUGUCACUGAUCGCCUGGCUCGGAUUGGAAUAUCAUUCGAUAAAUAACAAAAUAAAUGACGUCGUGACAAGGGCAAACACAUCGCUUACCAAAAUUGUUUUUCGACCAGUUCGUCGGACUUUUAUUUUUUAGCUCAUACCUCCUCAGCAUGGGUAUAAAAUUCCAAUUCUUUUGUAUUCAGAUCAUCGUGACUUCAAACUUUGGCGCGGAAAAUUUGCGAAUCCUGUCAAAAUUCCAUUACGACCUUUGCGAAAUUGGUAAACGCAUAAAUCGAUGGUAUUAUGCACCUGUCAUCAUCAAUGUGACGACAGCCUUCAUAAUAUUAAGCACGAGUCUUUAUAUCCUCUUCGAUCAAAUUCAGUUCAAGGACCACGUGGCUACGGCGUUUUUCUUUUCGUACAUUCAAUUGGAGAUUAGUUACAGCCUUCCGAUAAUUAUAACCGUGAUUAUUUGCAAUUGGACGUCAAAUCAGGCUGUUCAUACUGCAGAACUGAUCCACGAGAUUCGAGUAUUGAAUGCGGACUCGCCAUUGUACGAUGUCAUCAAAUCAUUUUCGUUGCAACUGCAUCACCAGAAACUGGAGUUCACAGCCGGUGGACUUUUUCCUCUUGAUUCCAGUCUGUUACAGACGAUGGCAGGAAAGAUUACUACUUACUUAGUAAUACUUAUCCAGUUUCACCCGAGGCUAGAGUGGAAUUCAAAAUGAAAUUGAAUGGCAAUGAAACAUCGUCAGAAA
This is a messenger RNA of Venturia canescens, 1119 nucleotides long. RefSeq names its product gustatory receptor for bitter taste 66a-like. The record is from RefSeq and is a predicted model, not a curated record. Bases 532 to 1089 code for a protein of 185 amino acids. NCBI's taxonomy places the organism in Eukaryota, Metazoa, Arthropoda, Insecta, Hymenoptera, Ichneumonidae. The transcript has 7 exons. Gene Ontology annotation, biological process: sensory perception of taste; male courtship behavior; chemosensory behavior. Gene Ontology annotation, cellular component: neuronal cell body; dendrite; membrane.